CCCCGCUCCUCUUCUCCCGGAGCCCCACGCCCCGCAGUGGGGAAAGGUCACUCGGUCCGCAGCUUCGGCGGCUUUGGCCUUGGUCCCAGCCCUGCCCCCGCGACUGCCCGCCCCGGGCCCUCCGCGCAUCCUGGCCGGGGCUCUGCUCGGCCUCCUAAGCGUCCGUGGCGGCUCCGGGAAGCCCGAGGCUUUGCACAGGCUGUUCCCCUGCAGGAAGCGCCAGCCCUCCCCCGCCCGCGGUGUCCCCCUCGCUCCCGGGGCGCCCGACCCCAGCGGGGCGCCACCGCGGCGGUGCGGGCGGGCAGGCAGCCGGGGCGACAGCUGGGGGGGCGGCCCUGACCUUCCCGCGCGAUCGAUGGGGCGCGGCGCGGUGCCCCGGCGGCUCCGCUAUAAAGGGGCCGCGGUCCGGCGCCCGCUUAGCCCCCGCCGGCGCGCCCACCAUGGCCACGCGGGCCCUGCUGCUGCUGCUGCUGCUGCCGCCGCUACUGCUGCUCGCGGGCUGCGCCGCGCGCCCCGCGCCCCCCAGGGCCCCGCGACACUCGGACGGGACGUUCACGAGCGAGCUCAGCCGCCUGCGGGACAGCGCGCGGCUGCAGCGGCUGCUGCAGGGCCUGGUGGGGAAGCGCAGCCAGCAGGAUCCGGAGAACAACACGGCCUGGACCAAGUCUGGGGAGGACCGCCUCUGCCAGCUGUGGUCCCACAUGCCCGCCCUGCAGGCCUGGAUGCCCAUGAAGCCCCCAGUGGAUCAGGCCUGGUCUCCCUGGCUGCCUCCUGGACUGAGGGCUGGGGCCCUGGUGUCAGAACCAGCCAUCCCUGCUGCGGAGGGGUCCCCGAUGCCACCCUGAGGAAGAAGGAGCUUUCCUCCAUGGACAAGGGGAGCCUGGCGGAGGGGCAGGGUGGGGGGGAGUAAGGGUUGCUCUUGGCAUCAAUAAAGGAGAAAUUCAUCCCGGCCCUGCGAGCCCGCUCCAUGCUGUGCGCCAUCUGGGUACCACCGAGGAAGCCCCCGCAGGGGAGCGCUGUCAGAGGGAAGGAGGCCUGGACCGUGGCCACGCCCAGCUGCCCUUUCAGCCUGGGGAGCCAGGGGGGAGCGCUUCCUUAUCGCCUGCCCCAUCCGCGCCCUGGUCGUCUGUGCAGCAAAGGCUCAGAUGUCCCCCAGCUCCUGCUCUGGGGCCUUGUGGCCCAGCAGGAAGAGGUGACAGACAGGGGGUGUCACCCAGGAGGCCACACCCCAGUGAAAGGACCUGAGCUGUGUCUUGGCUCCCUUUCGGGUUCUGUGCUCUCGGACGAGUGGCUUGACUCAGAGCCUGUGCAGAAGGGACAGUGUUGACAGCCCAGGAAGUCCUGUAGGACGCCGGGCACAGGCCUGGAACUUUGGGGAAGGUGUUCCAGGCCUGGAGGCAGGAGAGGCUCUGCCUUCACAGCAGCCCCUGCCCUUCCUCCCAGCCCCACCGGGUGGCCUCUCCCAGCGCUGGGCUCAGGGAGCCCAAGGAGAGAUGGAGGUGGGGUCGCUGGGGCCUGGGCCAGGGAGCCACACCAAGAACCCCCUCUGCUGGGACCCAGGGUCGCCCAGGAGCUCCCAGCUGCCCCCUGAAGCAGUGCCAUCUGUGUCACUGUGACCCUGCCCAGCCCCUGGAGGAAGCCUGCGUGUUUCUGGAACCGCAGGGGCGUCUGGAGGGCACAGCCCUUCCCUUCCAGACCGAGAGGGUUGGCUGGGGGAGGAGAGAUGGGCCUGGCGCGGAAACGCUACGGUCUGAAUCUCAGGGGACUGGCUUAGGAACAGGGCCCGGCUGUGGGGGAGGGUAGCAAACACAGACCCCCCUCCCCGCGCACCCCCCCCACCGCCUGGAGCCCCCACUGCGCAGGCCCUGGAGCCCCGGCAGCCCUUGGAGCCUGCCUGGCUCGGGGUCUGUGGGUGGAGCCCGGCAGCCCCCACGUGUGGCCCCUCCUGGCGCUAGGCUAGGCCUGGC
Molecule: messenger RNA, 1967 nt
Organism: Sus scrofa (pig)
Lineage: Eukaryota; Metazoa; Chordata; Mammalia; Artiodactyla; Suidae
Source: RefSeq, a predicted model, not a curated record